AAAAACAACCUCCGAUAAUUAAUCUCCUCAUUAACUCACCAAUUUUAAAUGGCUUGUUCUUGAAUUCACCCCUCCCUCGAUUCUUACUUGUGAUCUCUAUCUGUCGAAAGAGGAGGCUCCAUUAUUGACCAAGGUUGGAAGUUCGACCGUGAUGACAGGGUCACUUAAGGGAACCAACUAGAAAUACAUGAAUUCAAGAGCUGCUAAAUGAAUGGAAGGUUUGGGAAUUGAGUAUUUGUAAUUGGAAAAUUGCACUUCAUGUUAUGAAAAUGAAGGCCGCCGACAUUGAUCAUCAAUUGGAAGGUACAAACCCUGCUGAAAAUGAUCAUGAAGACAAUGCAAACAAUGCAGUUGCAGAUGAAGUGAAAGUACGAUGUUGGGAUCAAAGAGAAGCUGAACCAGGAGAACCUUGUUGUGUGAUUUGUGGCCGAUACGGGGAGUACAUAUGUGAUGAGACAGAUGAUGAUGUUUGCAGCUUGGAGUGUAAGAAGACACUUCUGCAAAGGAUUGCUAAGUCAAAGUUGCCCUCCACGCUUCCUAUCCAGAAACGAUUGCCUACUAGUGAUGAGUGCUUCUAUGUGAGAGGUACUGAAAAAGGGUCAAGGUCUUGUCUUCUGUCUGAUAAAGAAACUGCACUGCUGAGAGGAAGACUUGAUAUUUCUGUUAGGUGUGGCUCUGUCACUCCACCUGUUCUGUCAUUUUCUUCUUGUAACCUUCCGGUGAAGCUCCUUCAGAACAUCGAAUCCGUUGGAUUUGAGUUGCCAACGCCUGUCCAGAUGCAAGCUAUACCAGCUGCUUUAGAUGGCAAUAGUCUUCUUGUUUCUGCUGAAACAGGAUCUGGGAAAACUGCAUCAUAUUUGAUUCCAGUUAUCACUCAUUGUGUGAAUUCUUCUUCUUCUGAUCAAAGGAUCACGAGGAAGCCGUUGGCAAUGGUUCUUACUCCAACUAGGGAGCUGUGUGUGCAAGUUGAGGAAGAAGCAAAGUUGCUUGGAAAGGGUUUGCCUUUUAGGACUGCACUUGUGAUUGGUGGUGAAGCUAUGGCUGGUCAGGUUUACCGCAUCCAACAAGGUGUUGAACUAAUUGUAGGAACCCCGGGAAGGCUGAUUGAUCUGCUAAGUAAGCAUGAUAUUGAGCUGGAUAGUAUAUCAGUGUUUGUGGUUGACGAAGUAGACUGUCUGCUUGAGAGAGGCUUCCGUGAUCAGGUGAUGCAACUCUUUAGGGCUCUGUCAUGCCCCCAGGUUUUGAUGUUUUCUGCAACGAUAUCGGCUGAAGUUGAGAAGAUGGCACACUUAAUGGCAAAGUCCUUGGCAAUUUUUUUUGUUGGAAAGACAAAUAAGCCAAAUGUUGCUGUAAAGCAGAUAGCUAUAUGGGUAGAGUCAAAACACAAAAAGCAAAAGCUGUUUGACAUAUUGAUGAGCAAGCAACAUUUCAGGCCUCCGGUGGUUGUUUUUGUGGCUUCAAGGCUGGGUGCAGAUCUGUUAGCUGAGGCAAUCAACAUUACUACGAGGGCCAAAGCCCUCUCCAUCCACGGGGAGAAAUCCAUGAGUGAAAGGAGAGAGACCAUAAGGUGCUUUUUGAUGGGUGAAGUAUCUGUGCUAGUAGCAACUGGGUUAUUAGGCCGUGGGGUGGACCUGGUAAGCGUGAGGCAGGUAAUAGUGUUUGAUAUGCCAAAUUCAAUCAAGGAGUAUGUCCACUUGAUUGGCAGGGCCUCUCGACUUGGAGUAGAGGGGAAUGCAAUGGUGUUCAUAAAUGAGGAAAACAAGAAAAUGUUCCCAGAAUUUGUUCAUGUGUUGAAAUCAUCUGGAGCUGUUGUUCCAAAGGAACUUGCUAAUUCUAGGUACAUGGUCUGUCCUGUUUCAAUGAACAAGAGCCACAAGAAAAGGAAACAUGGUGGUUGAAAGCCUGAGAUACAAUAUGUUUCCGUCAUCUGGACAGAGUAAUACCAAUGUAUUGCUCUCAGAAGUUGGUGUUCCAACUAUGCAAUUUUGCAAGAAAAAAUGCUGCAAGCUAUCCUUUUUGAAGGGCUCAAUAAAGAUGCUGCUUGGAAUUGCUGAUUAUGGUACACCAGGGAACCCAGUUGAUGAUUCAUGAUUGCUAAUCUAGCAUCUGCUAUCCACUUCUUUGAGGCCUGUGUCAAGAUGGAGCUGCGGUGAUUGGAUGCCACUACUUUGCUACACUUAUUUUCUUGUCUCAGGAUUCGCGCGUUAGAGAACGCCAAUUCUGUCUUUCUUCCUGGUACGGGCUGGGAUGCCCCGAAGAACAGAAUACAAAAAAGUAAUAAGAGAAGCGUACAGACCAAUCAAUCGUAUCGAUCGUAUUCUUGAAUUUAAUAUUGGCCAGGGUUGUUGUGGAGCUUAGAAACCCUUGUGAGUGGCGGUAAGAUGUUCCGUAGACAAUGUUUGGGAUGUGAAUUGCAUGGCAAAUGGAGCUAUUCUCUCUGUCCCCUGACAAUCAUCGAUGAAAUUUGAAGGUAAAUGUUACGAAGUAUAUCUUUUUGUAUUGUUGGGGUCUCUAAAUAUUAGAAAAGGGAUUUCUGAUUUGAAGUUUGAUAAAGACUGGAAUCCAUAAUCGUAAGUAAACUUCACCUUUGUUUUAAACGUUUAAUGUUUAUUACCAUUCUUAUGCAACAUGAUAAUUAGUUUUCACAUUA
Spinacia oleracea (spinach) is the source of this 2650-nucleotide messenger RNA. Its product is annotated as DEAD-box ATP-dependent RNA helicase 41. The coding region runs from base 264 to 1898 and encodes 544 amino acids. Lineage: Eukaryota; Viridiplantae; Streptophyta; Magnoliopsida; Caryophyllales; Amaranthaceae. The transcript is spliced from 4 exons. Gene Ontology annotation, molecular function: ATP binding; nucleic acid binding; RNA helicase activity. The record is from RefSeq and is a predicted model, not a curated record.